GAAAUAUCCAAUAACAACUGCCCAUCUGAAAAAAGCAGACGAUUUAUUUAACAAGUAUGAUAAAGAUAAGAAUGGGUACCUUGAAAUGAACGAGCUGAAGGAAAUGUUUGAAGACAUUGACAAGAGGCUUACAUCUUUACCUGCAACAGCUCAGGUAGCCCAUCAACAGGGCAAAUAUCUUGGCAAAAAAUUUAAUCAACUGGCGUUGGCAGAAAAGACAAACAUCAUUCCAUCACAUCUUAAAGAAGACACGCUCUCUACCAACCCGGAGGAUCAGCUGGCCCCCUUUGCGUAUGCUCACUUGGGUUCACUUGCAUACAUAGGAAAUGCAGCUGUGGCCGACUUUGGGAUGGGGUGGACAUGGAUGGGCGGCCUAAGUGCAGUUUAUUUAUGGCGUAGUGUAUAUUUCAGUGAGCAAGUUUCCUUAAGAACGAGGGCUUUGUUGGCUUUGGAUUGGACCAAG
This is a messenger RNA of Paraglomus occultum, 463 nucleotides long. The record is from the annotation of a GenBank genome assembly. NCBI's taxonomy places the organism in Eukaryota, Fungi, Glomeromycota, Glomeromycetes, Paraglomerales, Paraglomeraceae.